Messenger RNA from Phragmites australis (common reed), 1380 nucleotides. Its product is annotated as transcription factor BC1-like. The coding region runs from base 196 to 1062 and encodes 288 amino acids. Gene Ontology annotation, molecular function: protein dimerization activity; DNA-binding transcription factor activity. The transcript has 8 exons. NCBI's taxonomy places the organism in Eukaryota, Viridiplantae, Streptophyta, Magnoliopsida, Poales, Poaceae. The record is from RefSeq and is a predicted model, not a curated record. Gene Ontology annotation, biological process: regulation of DNA-templated transcription. Gene Ontology annotation, cellular component: nucleus.
UGGUCUUAUCAUCUCUCUUUCUCUUUCUCUACUCUCUCUCUCAUUCAUUUGCCCUCCCCAGCUUAUAUAUAAACCAAUGAAAAGGUCACCAAUGAACCCAAACUUGUUGCUUCUGAACUCCUUGCCAAGAAAACCACACUGAAAAGCAUCAACACAGGAACUAGUAGCCUAGCAGCUGCACAAAUCUGUUGACCAAUGGCAGGGUUCUCACACCUCCCACAGCAGAUGGAGCAUGACCUCACCAAUGCCUCUCACAGCAUGGCAAGAUUCUUGUUCUGCCAUGGGGCAGCCACAGCAGAUUCAGUAUCAGCCACCCCUGAAGAUGCCUCGCUGGAGACCUCAUCUGUGGUUCUUGACACCUCGCCACAAGGCACUGCUUCUGUGGACAGGAAGAGGAAACCCACAGAAGACGGCACCAACCUCAGCUCUGUUCAGUCCAAGGACUCAAACUCCAAGGAGAGUAACAGAAAGAGGAGAGGGAGAAGAGAGAGACACAGCAAGGAGGUAGAUGAGGAGGAGGCACCCAAGGGAUACAUCCAUGUCAGGGCAAGGAGAGGGCAAGCAACAGACAGCCACAGCCUUGCAGAGAGGGUGAGGAGGGAGAGAAUCAGUGAGAGGAUGAGGGUGCUGCAAACCCUGGUCCCUGGUUGUGACAAGGUUACUGGGAAAGCCCUCAUUCUGGAUGAGAUCAUCAACUAUGUGCAGUCCUUGCAGAACCAAGUUGAGUUCCUUUCCAUGAGGAUUGCUUCCCUGAGCCCAGUGCUGUAUGGUUUUGGCAUGGACAGUGAUGCCUUCAGUGACCACACUCAGAAGAUCGAAGGAAUGCUCCACCAAGAGGCGCUUGCAAUGUUUCCCUCUGUCCUGAACAGAGCUCCAUCUCAAGCUGUCAUGGACCCAAACACCUCCACCUCCUCUCCAUCAUCCUACGAGGUUCACGGCGGCGGCGGCGGCAUCUCUUCCCCUCAGGACAAUGGCAGUUACAUGGUGCAAACAGCAGGUGAGCCAAGGCAAGAACUGUUCAAUCAAGUGAUGUUCAGUAACCACAUGUGCUCUUUCCAGUAGAAAGAGAGGAGGAAAGCCAGUAAAGGAUCCUACAGUGACAACAGAAGGAGGAAAUAAUGCUGUGAUGGAGGUAGAAUCUGGCACCAGAUGAGUUUGUGAUGUCGGACCUAAUCCAUCCCCUUGUCUGGUGGUUAUAACGAGAGCAGUAACUAGGGUUAGCUGUAGUAGAGUUUAUUUUCCAUGGUGUUACUGUUAGAUUUGAAGUUUUUGUUAGUUUCACCUCAGUUAGGCAUUGCAUUGGGGCUCUUCCCAAGGCUUGCAUGCCGUUGUACUCUACUUGGAAAAAGAAAAGAUCAUUUGUUCAUAUCAAAGGGUAAU